This is a messenger RNA of Neomonachus schauinslandi (Hawaiian monk seal), 985 nucleotides long. It is a transcript of the gene MAL, whose product is annotated as mal, T cell differentiation protein. The record is from RefSeq and is a predicted model, not a curated record. Gene Ontology annotation, cellular component: membrane. The transcript has 4 exons. Bases 45 to 506 code for a protein of 153 amino acids. Gene Ontology annotation, molecular function: structural constituent of myelin sheath. Gene Ontology annotation, biological process: myelination. Lineage: Eukaryota; Metazoa; Chordata; Mammalia; Carnivora; Phocidae.
GGUCCGCGCGCGUCCAGUCCCGAGGCCGACGCCAGCACGCCCCCAUGGCCCCCGCAGCGGCGUCGCGUGGCAGCACCCUGCCCAGCGGCUUCGCGGUCUUCACCACUUUCCCGGACCUGCUCUUCUUCUUCGAGUUUGUCUUCGGGGGCCUGGUGUGGAUCCUGGUCGCCUCAUCCCUGGUGCCCAUCCCCCUGAUCCAGGGCUGGGUGAUGUUUGUGUCCGUGUUCUACUUCCUGGCCACAACAACCCUGCUUGUCCUGUACAUAAUUGGUGCCCAUGGCGGGGAGACUUCCUGGGUCACCCUGGAUGCAGCCUACCACUGUGUCGCUGCCCUGUUUUACCUCAGCGCCUCUGUCCUGGAAGCUCUGGCCACCAUCGGGAUGCAGGAGGGCUACACCUAUAAACAGUACCACGAGAACAUCUCUGCCGUGGUGUUUUCAUACAUGGCCACUCUGCUGUAUGUGGUCCAUGCAGUGUUUUCUUUAAUCAGAUGGAAGUCUUCAUAAAGCCGCAGAACUUUUGCUGAAAACUCAGACGGUGUUCACUGAUCAGCCCGCCUUCCAGCAUAACAUUUUAGAAUGCACAAAUACUCCCAAUCGUGGAAAAAAGAAAACAAAAAGCAACGCUCUGUUUCUUGUGGGUGUUAUGUUUACUCUCCCAUAUACCUUCAUGUCAGGGUUGGGGGCUUGCUGCGUUUAAUCUCCAAUGACUGAGCUGUCUUUCUAGAGUCAUUUUCUGUUUGUGACAGAGGGCUGUUGUGGUGGGAAAUGGGGACUGUGACCGUGAAACCAAGAUCCCCUGCUGACCCCUGGACGAGAUCUUGAGAACUGUCUGUUGGAAUUUUCCACAAGCUCUCUUGAGUACCCAUCCUGGGGCUCGUUUCCAAGUCUUCGUGGAUAGUCUACCUGUCCUGGGGAGUAAAGCUCACCCAACAAGUAUCUGCAGAUGUCCACAGUGGAAGAUGAUAAACCUUUGAAAUACUUUA